Molecule: messenger RNA, 892 nt
Organism: Harmonia axyridis
Lineage: Eukaryota; Metazoa; Arthropoda; Insecta; Coleoptera; Coccinellidae
Exons: 6
Coding region: 124-804 (226 amino acids)
Source: RefSeq, a predicted model, not a curated record
UAUACAUCAUAGAAUAUCACAUAGUCGUGCUUAAGUCUGAUUUUAGUAAGGGGUUUCAUAUAUAAACAGAAGAGAAGCUAGGACCUUGGCUUUCUGAUAAGUAACAGAUCAUUGCUGGUCAAAAUGAAAUUCUUGUUGGUCCUCGUUGCUGUAUUCGCAGUUGCCUACUCAAGGCGCAUUGAGUUGAAUUCACUCGUAAACAGAAUUCAAGAUUAUUCCAAGAGGAUCGAAAACACCGAUUCUUCACCAGAACAACUCCAAGAUCUUCUUAAGGAUGGUCUACAAGAAAUAACUUCCCAAAUUGAAAUAGCAGUCUGCAAACGCAAUACAACAAAACUCUACGAAGCAGCUUUGAAAUCCGUCAAAUGCGCUCAAGAAUCCAAAUCUGAAGGAGUCAUCUGUGACAGCCUUGGCGCCGAAUUCAAAAAAUGCAUUGAGCCCAUCGAAAAGGUUUUCGAAGAGUGUUUGGAAGCCAAAUUCCACGACAUUCCAAAACUCAUCAUCAAUGCUGUUACAUCAACCACCGAAUAUCUCUGCAACUCCAAAGUUAGAGACAUCGUCGAACUCAGCAACCCAUGCGCUGCUGUUGAACCUGAAAACCUGAAAUCUUGCAUCGGUGGUAUUGAAAGCAAAAUCAAGAAUAUCAAUGCUGUGACCAACUUGAAGACUGAGCUUUGUGGGGAAGCUGUCAAGCAAAAGUCCUGUAUCCUCCAACAGAUCAACAAGAACUGUAAGAACGAUUUAACCAAAAAGAGUUUCAGCGACCUUUACGAAGCAGCCAUCGUCAAACCCUGUUCAGCCUGAAUAUGAAAAUUCUGAUUUUAAUUUAAUCGUUCUUUUUUGUAUUCUGUGUAUUUGUGAAAUAAAUUAACGUUUAACAAUAAUACUUUUA